Messenger RNA from Haplochromis burtoni (Burton's mouthbrooder), 1765 nucleotides. RefSeq lists its product as uncharacterized. Lineage: Eukaryota; Metazoa; Chordata; Actinopteri; Cichliformes; Cichlidae. The transcript is spliced from 5 exons. The coding region runs from base 328 to 1026 and encodes 232 amino acids. The record is from RefSeq and is a predicted model, not a curated record.
UUUGUUAACUGCAUUUUUUUUCUUCUUCAGCUGUGACUCGAACUUCAGAGGUUCCUCAGUUGAUCUCUUUGACUGUUGUUGACCUUGGUGACAAUGUUACUUUUGGCUGUGAAGUUUCUGAGAAGGAGUUAAAAUCCUUUCAUGGUAUAAACAGUCUCUGGGACACUUGCCCCAAAGUGUUGCUUCUGUUAUUCUGACAAAAUAACUUUAUCUGAUGCAUUUAAAGAUUCACGUUUCACAUUGAACAAAGAAAUAUUUACUAUCAGAAAUGUCAGCAAAGAGGAUGAAGCAACAUAUUUCUGUCAAACGCGGGCCACAUAUUCACAGAUGUUAAGCAGUGGCACAUUCUUGGCUGUGAAAGAUCACAAUCAUCAGAAAUCGGUCUAUGUGAAACAAAAUCCAGAGAAAGAGUCUGUUCGUCUGGGAGGCUCUGUGACACUCGAAUGUUCAGUUCUCUCCAAGAAUAAAGAAAAAGCACUCCAAUGUCCAGAUGACCACAGAGCGUACUGGUUCAGAGCUGGAUCUGAAGGUUUUGCUCCAAACAUCAUUUACCCUCUUGUGAACAACAGUGAUGAAGCUCUUAAGAGACGAUGUGUCUACAGCCUGACCAAAACGAUACAGAACUCCUCCGAUAUCGGGACUUACUACUGUGCUGUUGUGACAUGUGGGGAGAUCCUGCUGGGUGAAGGAACUAAGGUGGAGACACGACCAGGAUUAGGCUCUGUUGUCCUCAUUCUUGGAGUUCUGCUAGGUUGUUGCAUUUCUGUGAUUGUGCUUCUUCUUUUGUACCCCAGAGGGAUAAAUGUUUGUCAGCAUUGCAAAGGGGAAAUACGUGGGACCAAUCAUGCUGGAUGUGACGUGUCAAAUGUGGGUCAAUCAAAUGAUUUGAUGAUGACCGAUGCUACAGUCCAUUACUCCUCAGUGAGAGUAAACAGAGGGAACAGGAAGAGGAGAGAGUCAACACAAGACUGUGUGUAUGCUGCUGUUAGACAAGAUUCCCACACUCAGCGGCAACCAUCAGCAUAAGCCAAGAAGGGCAGGAGUUGUAGUCCUUUAAUAGACGCUUUGGCCUUUCUGUGUUAAAAUAAACAGUUCCAAUAAAAGUGUUUUUUUUUCCUAAAAAACAAACAAACAUGUUGUUCAGCUGAUGCUAUGGAAACACAACCUCUGGUUACUUUUAUUGACUGCAACAUAAGCUAUGGUAGUAUUUUUGGGCCCAACAAAACAUGUUGUAUAAUUCACAUUUGGUAUACCCAAAUAAUUGUGUAAAAAUAUCAAACUAAAUAAAUUCCAUUGGCACAUUAAAGUGUUGAGUAGAUUUCUAUGAUUCUGAAAUCAUGUUUUUUCUGAUCGGGGGGCGGCCAUCUGCUGCGACCGGUUGGGGUGACAGAAGGAAAACAGGAUAAGACAUGCUGUGGAAGAGAGACGGAGAAUUAUAACAGGUGUGAUUCAAUGCGGAGAGGUCUAUUAACACAUAGUGAGUGAGAAAGGUGACUGGAAAGGACAAACUCAAUGCAUCAUGGCCAGUAGCGGCUUUUGAUACGGGUGACACGGGCGGUUUCCCGGAGUGGCAUCAUGGUUCGGGGCGGCAUCAUCGGCAAAAAAAACAUUUUGCUCGUACUCAUGCUGCCCCGACAUCAGCCAGCACAUUUUGGGAAUGGCAUAGGCACCGAUCGGUUUUCUAUCGCCCAUGCUGGGAGUAAGGGUGCCCUCCAUUUGCCAAACUGGAAGCUGGUUCCACAGAAGAGGAGCCUGAAAACUGAAG